Molecule: messenger RNA, 1527 nt
Organism: Drosophila persimilis
Lineage: Eukaryota; Metazoa; Arthropoda; Insecta; Diptera; Drosophilidae
Product: dnaJ homolog subfamily C member 7
Exons: 4
Coding region: 1-1527 (508 amino acids)
Molecular function (GO): protein binding
Source: RefSeq, a predicted model, not a curated record
AUGGGAUUGACCAAACUGUUCGUUUUCGCUAUUUUGUCUAGUUGCAACAUUCCUUACAAGAAGAAGAGAGUUGAUAAUGAAAACGAUGAAAAUAAAGCUCCGAACUACCAAAAUGUGUGCAAACUCAACAAGAAUGACUCUACGACCCCAGAAGAGCAACAGGAACACGGGGACCACAAGGGGGACGAUCCUCCAGCAGCAAAACUAGCACGCAUUGCUAGUCAGAAAAAUAUACUUGGAUUCGAGCAAUAUGAGGCAAAAAACUACCAGAACGCGCUCAAUUUCUACAAAGACGCCAUCUCGUUGUGUCCCGACUCGGCCUUGUAUCACUACAAUCGCGGGACCAUGUACGAGUAUCUCCAAGACUUCAAUAGUGCUCUGACGGAUGCCCGCAACGCCAUCCGAUUGGAUCCAAGCUUCGGGAAGGCGUACGUCCUUGUGGCCAGGUGCUGCCUGGCGCUGGGUGACAUCAUUGUCUUGGAGCAGGUCGUGAAGACGGCGGAGGUGAAUGCCCAAACUACGCAUGCCAGCAUACAGCCGCUGGUGCAGCAUUUCCAACAGUUGGACGCGGCCAUACAGACCAACUACGACCAGAAGGCCUAUCGAAAAGUGGUCUACUACCUGGAUAGUGCUCUGAACCAGUCACCAUUUUGCAUUCGAUAUCGUCUUCUGAAGGCCGAAUGUCUGGCCUAUCUAGGGAGCUGCGAUGAGGCCUUGGACAUUGCCGUGGACGUGAUGAAGAUGGACAGCACCUCUGCGGACGCCAUAUAUGUGCGCGGUCUGUGCCUCUACUACACGGACAAUCUUGAGAAGGGUAUUCUGCACUUUGAGAGCGCUCUGACCCUCGAUCCCGACCACCACAAGUCGAAGCAGAUGCGCAGCAAGUGCAAACAGCUGAAGGAAAUGAAGGAGAACGGCAACAUGCUGUUCCAGUCGGGGCGGUAUCGUGAGGCGCAUGAGAUCUACACCGAUGCUCUGAUGAUCGAUGAGCAGAACAAGGACAUCAAUUCAAAGCUUCUCUACAAUCGGGCACUGGUCAACACUCGCAUUGGAGCUCUCAGUGAAGCGGUGACGGAUUGCAGCCGCGUCCUGGAGUUGAAUGCUCAGUAUCUGAAGGCCUUGCUGCUUCGGGCCCGCUGCCACAAGGAUCUCGAGAAUUUCGAGGAGGCUGUGGCCGACUAUGAGACGGCCCUCAACCUGGAGAACACCACCGAGAUUGAGCAAUUGCUGAGCGAUGCUAAGUUUGCCCUGAAAAAAUCAAUGCUAAGGGAUUACUAUACGAUAUUGGGGAUUGGGCAGAAUGCAUCUCAUGAGGAAAUCAAAAAGGCCUACCACAAGAAGGCUCUGGAGCAUCAUCCGGACAGACAUUCUACCAGCAGUGUCGAGAAGCGCAAGGAGGAGGAGCUGAAGUUCAAGGAGGUGGGCGAGGCCUAUGCCAUACUGUCGGAUGCGCGCAAGAAGGCGAGAUACGACAGCGGACAGGAUAUUGAAGAGCAAGAGCAGGAUAACUUUGCUCGAAAUGAGUGA